Messenger RNA from Scaptodrosophila lebanonensis, 2119 nucleotides. RefSeq lists its product as uncharacterized. Gene Ontology annotation, biological process: regulation of neurogenesis; anterior/posterior pattern specification; regulation of transcription by RNA polymerase II. Lineage: Eukaryota; Metazoa; Arthropoda; Insecta; Diptera; Drosophilidae. Gene Ontology annotation, cellular component: nucleus. The coding region runs from base 210 to 1769 and encodes 519 amino acids. Gene Ontology annotation, molecular function: protein dimerization activity; RNA polymerase II cis-regulatory region sequence-specific DNA binding; DNA-binding transcription factor activity, RNA polymerase II-specific. The record is from RefSeq and is a predicted model, not a curated record. The transcript has 3 exons.
ACGUCUCUUUCAUCACGGGCGACGGCACUUUAACAACGCUUUGUAUAUGGAAAGGAAAACGACGUAAAUCGGAAACUGUUUGGCGCAUUGUAUUAAAUUCAAAAACGCUCGAGUUUUGUGCACAGGUGUUAAGCACUAGAGCCACAGGAUAAACAUUAAUUAGUGACGCGUGUGCGACGGAUUCAUUUGAAAUCCGUAAAAAUGACAAAAUGACAGCAAAACGUGAUAAGGAUUAUACCAAAAAUAAAGCAACAGCGGGCCUCGGAUUCAACGCUUCUAGCUCGACCAAUGGCAACGGCGUAAAAUCCAUUGCACUGGUGAGCUCCACUCAAAAUGUAACAUCGUCGUCGCAGGAUAUCAGCAAACGUACGAACAAACCACUAAUGGAGAAACGAAGACGUGCUCGCAUCAAUCAAAGCCUUGCCAUACUCAAGGCUCUUAUUUUGGAGUCGACGAAGCAUCAGAAUGCCAAAAAUGGUGAUGGACAGGCUACAAAGCACACAAAGCUCGAGAAGGCAGACAUUUUGGAGUUGACUGUUCGGCAUUUUCAAAGACAUCGCAAUCUAGAUGAUCCAUCUGUCAAUAAAUACCGUGCUGGCUAUACGGACUGCGCUCGCGAGGUGGCCCGCUAUUUGGCCACUCCCGAGCCGCCAGCACCCAUGGGUGGCAGUAUGCCCUCGCUGGCCGAGCCAGGCUCCAAAGCACGGCUUUUGCGGCACUUGGAUCAGUGCAUAGCUGAAAUCGAUGUUGAGAUAUGCCCGCACAGCACAUCCAACUUUGCGGACAGUCCAAGCAGUAGCUGUUACGACAUCAAUAGCACAGCGUUGGCUAAGAAAUCGCAGGGCGAUGAACAUUCACUGGACUACAGCAGUCAGGAUUCGAAUCCGCUGGACUAUAGCAAGGGCCUCAAGGUCGGCGGGGGUGCUUUGAUUGGUUGCGAGCAGCGAGUGCUUCAAACCACACCAGCGCCACAGGAUGAGAACAAUAAUCGUGGACAGCAACAGCCCCAGCAACAGCAGCAACAACAGCAGCCACAGCAGCAGCCACCGCCUGCACCACCCACACCACUAGAGAGCGUGCCCGUGAGCGAUAUGAACGGCAUGAUGGCCUACGAGGAUGAGCGCAGCAAGCUGUGUGUGAAUGUUUUGGAGCAAUAUAAGCAACAGCUGAAGGCUCAGACCCAAGUGGAGGGCGUAGCAGCCACUGGUGUACUUGUCCUGCCCCCACAUUAUGUGCAGUUGGCGGCGGCUCUGGGACUGAGUGCCCAAUCCGUUGAUCCAAUUGCCACGCGCACGGACUUCGAGCGUCUCAUCGAACUGCAGCGCAUGCAACCACAUUUAGCGGCCCAGUUGACGGCCGCGCAAGGCAAACUGAGUCCCUAUACUGCCGGUGGCUUGGAUGCGGCACAUGUGGCUGCUGCUGCGGCAGCAGCUUACGCCAAUUCGAUGGCAGCGGCAGCCACCACUUCGACAGUAGCGGCGGUGAGUGCACACACCGAAAGACCCGCCUCUGUUGCCUCGACGGUGGCAUCGGCUUCGGUCAGUUCGGGCGUGUCGGAACUAAAAUCCGUGCCAGCAACGCAGCAAUCUUCGCCGCGCUCUGAGAGCGGCAUUGGCUCCAGCGAAGCGUUGGACGCCAGUCCCCAGACGAGCAGUGCGGCGCGUCAGGCGUUACGCCUUCGCCAGGAGGAAGAGUAUCUGGCACAGGCAGCGGCUGUAGCGGCGGCGGGUCAGGCUUGCCAGGACGAGAGCAUGUGGCGGCCCUGGUAGGCGGCACAUACUAAUUGUUGCCGCAAUCUUGUAUAGGCAUUUGAUAGCUUUUAUGUACCAAGUAUGUAGACUGCGUGAGUUUGUUGCUUUGUUAUGACAUUGGAGUUCUUGAUUUGUGAUUUUUUUUGGUCCUCGCAGGCUUCAAUAGCUACUGAAGAGCACAACCAAUAAUUCCACCAUUUAGAAAGUACAUAAGCCGGUUAAGGCGAACUUUGUUGCAUUUUUAAAAGAUAUAGUAUCAGCCAUAGUCGUUUUUAAAAGAGGAAUUACAUUCCUUACAAGAGGUUCGGUUUCAGUUUUUCUUUACGUUUAAGAUGUCUUAAACUCUGAAUUAUUUUAUGUACUUCUUA